AUCAAAACAAGUUUACAACAAAGCAGGCCAUUAAACCAGGCAACAGUAAAUGUACACUACGUGCUUCAUGUUAUCCUCAAUGUAGCCCAACGCCAACGACCGAAAAGAAAAGGCAGAAGGAAAAGACAAACAUUUAUGUUAAUGUUUUUGCAGUUGUUCAGUCAAGCCGCUGGGAGCUGUCGUGUUUCUACUGUUUCUGGUCGAUCACGGACGAAUCGGGAAGAUGCAGCGAGACAAAACAAGCAACGCUAGUGCGGCUGAAAAGCCAGACCGGGAGGCAGCCAUCAUGUCCAAAUACUACGAUGGCGUUGAGUUUCCUUUUUGUGAUGAAUUCUCAAAGUAUGAGAAAAUGGCCAAGAUUGGCCAAGGGACAUUUGGGGAGGUAUUCAAAGCUAAACACAGACAAACUGGAAAGAAGGUGGCCCUAAAGAAAGUUCUAAUGGAAAAUGAAAAAGAAGGGUUUCCUAUCACAGCUUUGAGGGAAAUAAAGAUUCUGCAGCUGCUUAAACAUGAGAAUGUUGUCAAUCUAAUCGAGAUCUGCAGAACCAAAGCCACUCAGUUCAAUAGAUACAAAGGGAGUAUCUACCUUGUUUUUGACUUCUGUGAGCAUGAUUUGGCUGGUUUGUUGAGCAACUCUAAUGUAAAGUUCACUUUAGCUGAGAUAAAGAAGGUUAUGCAAAUGCUUCUUAAUGGGCUCUACUAUAUCCACAGAAACAAGAUCCUCCACAGAGACAUGAAAGCAGCAAACGUCCUCAUCACUAGAGACGGUGUCCUUAAACUAGCAGAUUUUGGUUUAGCACGAGCUUUCAGUUUGGCCAAAAACAAUCAGGGGAAUCGCUAUACUAAUCGAGUCGUCACGUUGUGGUACAGACCACCAGAACUACUGCUUGGUGAGCGUGACUAUGGCCCCCCUAUCGAUCUGUGGGGUGCAGGUUGUAUCAUGGCUGAGAUGUGGACGAGGAGUCCCAUCAUGCAGGGCAACACAGAACAACAUCAGCUCACUCUUAUCAGCCAACUGUGUGGAUCCAUCACGGCCGAGGUGUGGCCUGGCGUAGAUAAGAAGUAUGAGCUCUACCAGAAAAUGGAGCUUCCCAAAGGUCAAAAGAGGAAAGUAAAAGAUCGUCUAAAAGCUUAUGUGAAGGAUCCCUACGCUCUGGAUCUCAUUGACAAACUGCUGGUUUUGGACCCUGCACAGCGAAUAGACAGUGAUGAUGCGCUCAACCACGACUUCUUCUGGUCUGACCCCAUGCCCUCUGACCUCAAGAACAUGUUGUCCACACACAACACUUCCAUGUUUGAGUAUUUGGCUCCCCCCAGACGGAGAGGACACAUGCCUCAGCAACAACCAAACCAGAACAGAAACCCUGCCACCACCAGCCAGACAGAGUUCGACCGAGUCUUUUAAGAAUUAUUUCAAAAUAGCUGGAAGACGCCCAUUGUUUUACAUUUUACUGACAGAUGCAAAGUCUUAACAUUUUAAAAACAACGUUGCAAAAGCCAGCCUGUUUUCAGGCUUUUUUGCUUUAGUUGUUAACCUCUACAGACUUCAAUUCUUGAAACUUGAACAAAACGGACUCUAUAGAUUCUACAGACUACUGUUUCAAUGUUUUGCAUAUGUUUUUGUUCUCAAUUAUUUUAUUACAUUUUGUAUAAAAAUAGUAUAUUAUGUGUGAUGUUAUUGCAGGUUGCUUUUUAUUACUUUCUUUUUUUGCAAUAAUAAUUUCCCAGUCAGUUGCACACUGAAAUUAAAAACACUUUUAUACAAAUGAUGAACUGAAUUGCAAUAUUAUAAUCAAUAUAGAUAAAUGCAAUGGUUUAAUGUUUUUGAGAUGGGAGUAAUACUGGGUAUUCCAGGAACAAUGUUGUUUAAUGCAUUAUGCUUCAAUAUACAGCAUUCACAUGUAGGGCUGAAACAAUCAGAAUCAUUUUAACUCAUCAUAAUUAUUUGCUGAUCAUUGCAGUUGUUACCUGGCUCUAAAAAUACAGAAUCUAAAACACAUGCCAACAGAUGUCAGACAUGUAAAUUAUUAAAUCAUAAUGUAUAUUUAAUGUUGAUGUAUACAAGAAAUAUUAAUUUGUCAAUUAAGCAAAAUAAUUGCGGACUAGUCAGCUACUAACAUAAUGAUUAGUUGCAUUCUUAUUCACCUAACAUGUUUGACUAUUGUGUUUGCCCUUAUCAAUAACAGUUUACAAGUUUUGGUGACAUUUAUGUUCCCCACAGGCCUGUAGGGCCUGAGUCUGGAGCCAGUCUGCUGUCACACUGCGCAUCUCUCAUGAUGGAUUGCUCCUCUUGUUUCAGGACCUCUCCAUUGUCACUUCCAUUGAAGAGAACAGUGUGUGUUUGUGUGUGUUCUUUUGUAGGAGUCAGGACAACAUGCCACAUAAAUUAGACAGAUGGUCGUUGGACUUCGAAGACGAAGUGUCUGAAUGCAAAAACACAUGUGGCUGUGCCAGGUUUUGACCUCUGCUGUGAUUAGGAACUCUUACGCAGUUGUUCCAUGUGAUGGCAUCUUCUCAGGUUACACAAAAACACAAUUUGAUGUUUGAGUGACUUUUACAUUUAUCUAUGUUUGAAGGUCAAGCUAAUUAUUUCUAUAAGCACGUAAUAAAAUAACAAUUAUAACCUU
Periophthalmus magnuspinnatus is the source of this 2627-nucleotide messenger RNA. RefSeq names its product cyclin-dependent kinase 9 (CDC2-related kinase) (gene cdk9). Gene Ontology annotation, biological process: protein phosphorylation. The coding region runs from base 224 to 1405 and encodes 393 amino acids. Gene Ontology annotation, molecular function: ATP binding; cyclin-dependent protein serine/threonine kinase activity. Gene Ontology annotation, cellular component: nucleus. The record is from RefSeq and is a predicted model, not a curated record. The transcript has 8 exons. Lineage: Eukaryota; Metazoa; Chordata; Actinopteri; Gobiiformes; Gobiidae.